UCUUCUCAACUCUCUCUCUCUCUCUCUCUCUCUCUCUCUCUGUAUAUAUAUAUAUGUAUGUUUAUGUACGUAAAUCUGUGUGCAAGCAAGUUUGGCCACUGUCCCUUUUCACCGUUUGUAAUAAGAUUAAAGCCUUUCCUUUUCUUGUUUCCUGGAAAUCAGCAUAAAAUCAAACUAAUUCAGUUUUACUACUCUUAAUUCCCGCGUGUUGCAUCUCUUCACGCCCAAAAUCGGGUCAGUUCCACCAUUUCUGCAUUCUUUCCAUUUUUGUUUGUGAUUUUUCAAGCUGUAUUCUCUGAUCUUUGCCGGGUAGGGUUUAUUGCAUCAUUCAGCAUCUCAAAUCUAGCUUCUGGGUUUGUACUUGUUUAAGUUUUGUUUCUGGAUUAUGUGUUGUUGAAGUGUUUUCGGAAAAUCUGAUGAGACGCCGCCAGGCGGCGGUGCUAACGUCUGGUGAGAUUAUGGAGAAGGGGCAAGGGAAGAGUCAGAUUUCAUGUCUUUGUUUAUUAGCCUUAUUAUCAUCUUUCAUUUGGAUUUGUCUGUUGUACUUCCAUUUUAUGGUCCUUGGUGGUAGAACUGUUACUGAUACCUCCCCUGAGUUAAACCUUGUUCCAAUUGAGGCCACUUCACUGAAUUCUCUGCCCCUUGAUUCGAAUCCCUCCCCCAUUAGUCACUCUGUUACCGUUCAUCGUCCUGAAGUUGAUGUUGGGCUUCAGAGAGGAAGGGUGGUUGAUAAUGCUUCGAAAGAUGAAGUCCCGAGUCAGGUGAAGCCAAGAGAAAGAGUUGCUGGUUAUGCUUCGAAAGAUAAAAUCCCGGAUCAAGUGAAGCCAAUUAAUGUGAAAUCCCCGCCUUUGGGAGAGAAAAUCAAAGAUAAGCAGAACUAUCCUUUUAUGAGGGCAUUGAGAACAGUAGAUAAUAAGAGUGAUCCAUGUGGGGGAAGGUACAUUUAUGUUCACAAUCUUCCUCCGAGGUUCAAUGAGGAUAUGCUUAAGGAGUGUAAGAGUCUUAGCAUGUGGACCAACAUGUGUAAGUUCACCACCAAUGCUGGGCUUGGUCCACCGUUGGAGAAUGUUGAAGGGGUUUUCUCGGAUACUGGGUGGUAUGCUACAAAUCAGUUUGCAGUGGAUGUGAUAUUUGGCAAUCGGAUGAAGCAAUACGAAUGCUUGACAAAUGAUUCGUCUCUUGCUGCUGCUAUUUUUGUGCCCUUUUAUGCGGGAUUUGAUAUUGCAAGGUAUCUUUGGGGGUACAACGUAUCAACUAGGGAUGCUGCAUCCCUUGCUUUGGUUGAUUGGCUCAUGAAGAGGCCGGAAUGGAAGAUAAUGGGGGGAAAGGAUCACUUUCUUGUGGGGGGUAGGAUAACAUGGGAUUUCAGACGAUUAACCGACCAAGAGUCAGACUGGGGUAACAAGCUUCUGUUCUUGCCGGCUGCCAGAAACAUGUCCAUGCUUGUGGUGGAAUCAAGUCCUUGGCAUGGAAAUGAUUUUGGGAUUCCAUAUCCUACUUACUUCCAUCCUGCAAAGGAUGCUGAAGUGUUUGCCUGGCAGAACAGAAUGAGGAAACUGGAGCGGAAAUAUCUUUUUUGUUUUGCGGGUGCACCACGUCCCGGCAACCGCAAAUCGAUCCGUGGGCAGAUCAUUGAUCAAUGCAAGAAUUCAAAGGUGUGCAAACUUUUGGAAUGUGAUUUUGGGGAAAGUAAGUGCCAUUCUCCUAGCAGCAUCAUGCAGAUGUUUCAGAGCUCCCUUUUCUGUUUGCAACCUCCAGGUGAUUCAUUUACAAGAAGAUCAGCAUUUGACUCCAUGUUGGCUGGCUGUAUACCUGUGUUUUUCCAUCCUGGAUCGGCCUACACUCAAUACACCUGGCAUUUGCCAAAGAAUUAUUCACAAUAUUCAGUGUUAAUUGCAGAGGGUGACAUUCGUAGGAAUGUUAGCAUAGAGCAACAACUCAAAACAAUUUCUGUCAAAAAGGUGAAGGAAAUGAGAGAGGCGGUCAUAAAUCUCAUUCCAAGGGUAAUAUAUGCAGAUCCUCGCUCUAAGCUGGAGACAUUGAAGGAUGCCUUUGAUAUAGCUGUUCAAGCAGUUAUCAACAAGGUCACAAAGUUGAGGAAAGACAUGGUUGAGGGCCGUAAAGAUGACUUUAUUGAGGAGCUUAGUUGGAAAUAUGCUUUGUUGGAAGAAGGUCAAUAUAUAGGGCCUCAUGAAUGGGAUCCAUUUUUUGCAAAACGGAAAAAAGAUGGCGAGCCUGAUACUGACAGUUCAUCAGCAGAAGCAGCUAAAAAUUCUUGGAAGAGCGAGCGAAGACAACAUUCAUGAUUAUGGGGAAGUUUUCUUUUUUCAACUUUCACAAUGCUCAGUCUAAGAUGUAUUAAGCCUAUAGUCAAUUUGCUAAGCAUCUUUGGUUCUAUUGAGGUAUCAAUACUAAGUUUUUAGGAUUAGUGUGGGAAUUCAUAUCUUGUUUGAAGCCAUCAUAGUGAUACGUAUUCCAGUAUAGAGUUCAUAAUGUUAUUCAACCAAUAUUUGUUUUUUGCCA
Sesamum indicum (sesame) is the source of this 2523-nucleotide messenger RNA. RefSeq names its product Exostosin family protein (gene MUR3). NCBI's taxonomy places the organism in Eukaryota, Viridiplantae, Streptophyta, Magnoliopsida, Lamiales, Pedaliaceae. The record is from RefSeq and is a predicted model, not a curated record. Gene Ontology annotation, molecular function: glycosyltransferase activity.